AUGGCACUACCCGCCCAACAGGGCAUUGCGCGUCGCGGUCUUAUUCAUGACAUUAUUGAUGGUGCUUCCAAUGCUUUAAAUGGUGGUAGCGAUUCAAGUGGCGAUGAUAGCAGCUCGAGUGGCGGGGGUAUUGGUAAUGCUAUUAGUGGUGCGGUCAGUGGUGCUAUCAGUGGCGGUUGGAAUGGUUUGACUGGUGACGGCGGUUCGAGUGACGAUGAUAGUAGCUCGAGUGACGGUGAUACUCCCAGUAGUACUUCCACUAAGCCUGCCUCUACUUCUACUGAGCCUACCUCUACUCCCGCUCAGCCUGCCUCUACUCCCAGUGAUCCUGGUAUUCCAACCGGCACCGCAGACAGCGGCAGCGACAGUGACAGCGGCGACAGCGGCGACAAUAGCACUAACAAACCACCUGGCAAAGUCUGCAAACCCAGGAGCCGGCCCAGUCCGGACGAAGUCGGCUCGCUCACAGAUGGCGGCGUCAUAUUCGACAAGUCCCCUCCUUCCAACCGUGUGCCCUCGCCGUGGGGUCCUAGCGGCCACCGAUCCACUCCGCUUUUCUUCAGCCGGCCUACCGCGAGCGCGAUCGCGAAACGCUUCGGAAGCAGCGGUUACAAGCACAGGCGCAGCUCCGGACCCAGUAAGAGCGAUCGAGACUAUAACAGCUCUAUUGACAAGAAUGGCUCUAAUGGAGAACACGGGACACCUACGCCGUCCCAAUCCGAGAGUAAACGACAGUCGCCGCCGCAGGUCUCUACUAUUAUGAAUGCAGCAGGGGCAGCUGCGGGAGUUGUACCGAUCGUCAUCGGUACGCCCAAGGAGAGUGGCCAUGCUAUUGCUCCAGUUCUACAAGGGGGUGUUCCACCUGUUUCACCAGUGACGGAAGCAGCCGAGGCGGCUGCCGGCGUUGUUGGGGCACUUGUGGCACCCGAGAACAUUUCCCGCCGAGAUGAUAAGAGCCCAGGUGGUGCGAAUGGAGUGAAUGUGGUCGAUGCCCCAGGACAGCAUCACGGAUCUAAUUCACCAGGAGGAGGUGAGGUUCCACGUCUCGUCGGAGGUGGUUCACCCAAGAUGAUCGAAGUACCAUUGAGUGAUCUGCGUCCACUUGAGGCGCUUGAGAAAGACUUAGCUCGUAUCAUUAAACAAGAGUCUGAACACAAGAACGGCAAUGGCGUGGCAGAGUCUGAACACCACAAGAACGGCAACGAUGGGGCAGAGUCCGGACACCACAAGAACGGCAAUGAUGUGGAAGAAGGGCAUGGUCCUGCACUUUCGGCUAGUCCGACUGCUGACCCUUCCACCAUUCAGCCUACUCAUAUUCCCAUCGGCACUAAGCCUGACUCUCCCGAUGGUAACGGUGAUAGUCAUGGUGGCUCCGUCGAUGGUCACGGCAGUGGCUCUGGCCGCGGCCCGAAUGCCGCUGGCGGAAACAAGCCGACAUCGACAAGCUUGACUGUCUCGCCGUCCCCCAGCUCCGCUACGAAGUGGGACCAGCAAGCUCCCGCAUCUGGUGGUGAGAGACGAAUACUCCCUUGA
Penicillium riverlandense is the source of this 1533-nucleotide messenger RNA. RefSeq lists its product as uncharacterized. The coding region runs from base 1 to 1533 and encodes 510 amino acids. The transcript has 4 exons. The record is from RefSeq and is a predicted model, not a curated record. Lineage: Eukaryota; Fungi; Ascomycota; Eurotiomycetes; Eurotiales; Aspergillaceae.